Messenger RNA from Cavia porcellus (domestic guinea pig), 486 nucleotides. RefSeq names its product protein SREK1IP1. The record is from RefSeq and is a predicted model, not a curated record. Lineage: Eukaryota; Metazoa; Chordata; Mammalia; Rodentia; Caviidae.
AUGGGCUACAAGGCAGAGGAACACUGGAAAUACCAUGGCAACAAAGACAGUGUCUGAGCAGGCUGUGAAAAAUGUGGCCACUCUGGUCAUCUGACCUUUGAAUACUGUAAUUUUCUCUGAAUGGACCUCAAAAGGGACGCAGUUUUGGGUGUCAGUACUACAAGAAGUGAAGGUAGUGACGAAGAGAAUGAAAAACAAAAUAAAUUGUAGGCAUUACAGGAAAAAAGAAUAAAUGAAGAAGAGGAAAGAAAAAUUAAAAAGAAAAUUAAAUUGAAAAAGCAAAGGAAAAAAUCUUAUUCCAGUUCCAAUGAAGUGGACUCUUCUAAACAAAAGAAACAAAAUAUCAGAUGAAAGAAAGGAAAAAAUGACAAAUCAAAAAAAGGAAAACAGGGGAAAAAGACAAAAAAAAAAAGGAAAACAUCACAAAAAGGAAAAAAAGAAAAGCAUUCUUCUACUUCCAAUCAUUCUGAAUUCACAAAAAAGUAA